This is a messenger RNA of Insectozyma verbasci, 4161 nucleotides long. NCBI's taxonomy places the organism in Eukaryota, Fungi, Ascomycota, Pichiomycetes, Serinales, Debaryomycetaceae. The record is from the annotation of a GenBank genome assembly.
AUGGAGUAUUGGGUUGAUUAUCUUGACAAUCCAACAUUGUCUGUAUUACCACAUGAUUUUUUAAAACCAGCAAAUAAUAAAUCAGUAGAAGGUACUUAUAAAUUUGAGGUUCCAAAUAAUAAUCAAGAUUUUACCUUUGGUUUGUCAGUUUUUGCAGCUUUAAUUUAUAGUUUAACUGGUGAUGAAGAUAUUGUAAUUUCAACAGAUUCAAAUCCAAAUUCAACUGAAUUUAUAAUAAGAUUGAAUAUAACUCCAGAAUUGACAUUUAAACAAUUAUAUGAAAAAAUAAAUCAAGAAUAUAAUUCAAAUUUAAAACAUGUAAAUUAUGGAUCAUUAACUGAAAUUUCAAGAGAAAUCAGACAUCAGAAGAAAUUGGAAGAGUUACCAGGUUUAUUUAGAUUAUCAUACCAACAUUCAAAUGUAAAUCAGCAGUUAAGUACUACAGUGGAAGGUUCAUUCAGAGAUUUGGCAAUAUUCACCAACGGUAAAGAAUUUACAUUCUAUUAUAAUGCAUUAUUAUAUUCCCAAGAAAGAAUAAAUAUAGUUGCCGAACAGUUUGAACAAUUCAUCACUACAGUAACUAAAGAUGAUGCUAUUUCUAUUACCAAAGUUAAUUUAAUUACUAAAUCUCAAAAAUCAAGGUUGCCCGAUCCAACUAUAAAUUUAGAUUGGAGUGGUUAUAAAGGUUCAAUUCAAGAUAUUUUCAUGUCUAAUGCUGAGAGACAUCCAGAUAGAACAUGUGUUGUUGAAACUAAAUCUUUUUUAGAUCCAAAUUCAAAAACUAGAAUAUUUAAUUAUAAACAAAUCAAUGAAGCUUCAAAUAUAGUUGGUAAUUAUUUGAAAGAAACAGGAAUUAAAAAAGGUGAUAUAGUUAUGAUUUAUGCUUAUCGUGGAGUUGAUUUAAUGAUUGCAGUCAUGGGUGUAUUGAAAGCUGGUGCCACUUUUUCAGUAAUUGAUCCUGCUUAUCCACCAGCAAGACAAAAUAUAUAUUUAUCAGUUGCUAAACCAAAAGGGUUGAUUGUGUUAGAAAAAGCUGGUACAUUAGAUAAAUUGGUAACUGAUUAUAUCGAUAAUGAAUUAGAAGUAGUUACAACAAUCCCACAAUUGAAGAUAUUAGAAGAUGCUUCAUUAGUAGGUGGUGAAAAGGAUGGAAAAGAUGUGUUGGAAAGUUAUACUAAAUUUGCAGAUAUUCCAACAGGUGUUAUUGUUGGACCAGAUUCAAAUCCAACCUUAUCUUUUACUUCUGGUUCUGAAGGUAUUCCAAAAGGUGUUUUAGGUAGACACUAUUCAUUAGCUUAUUAUUUUUCAUGGAUGUCUGAAAAAUUUAACUUAUCUGAAAAUGAUAAAUUCACAAUGUUGUCUGGUAUAGCUCAUGAUCCAAUUCAAAGAGAUAUGUUUACGCCGUUAUUCUUAGGUGCACAAUUAUUAAUUCCUACAAGUGAUGAUAUAGGUACACCUGGUAAAUUAGCGGAAUGGAUGAAUCAAUAUGGUGCUACAGUUACUCAUUUAACGCCAGCUAUGGGUCAAUUAUUAAGUGCACAAGCAACCACAUUAAUUCCAUCAUUACACCAUGCUUUUUUUGUAGGUGAUAUACUAACAAAAAGAGAUUGUUUAAGAUUACAAAAUUUAGCUGAAAAUGUAUAUAUUGUAAAUAUGUAUGGUACAACAGAAACACAAAGAUCAGUAUCAUAUUUUGAAAUUAAAUCAAAGAAAGCAGAUCCAAUAUAUUUGAAAAAUUUGAAAGAUGUUAUGCCUGCAGGCUUAGGAAUGAAAAAUGUGCAAUUAUUAGUUGUUAAUAGAAAUGAUAGAUCUCAAAUUUGUGGUGUUGGUGAAGUUGGUGAGAUUUAUGUAAGAGCAGCUGGUUUGGCUGAAGGAUAUAGAGGCUUACCAGACUUGAAUAAAGAAAAAUUUAUCACCAAUUGGUUUAUUGAUUCAAAUAAAUGGAUUGAAGAAGACAAGAAAAAUUCUAAAAAUGAAGAAUGGAGAUCUGAUUGGUUAGGUCCAAGAGAUCGUAUGUAUAGAUCUGGAGAUCUUGGUCGUUAUUUACCUGAUGGAAAUGUUGAAUGUUGUGGUAGAGCCGAUGAUCAAGUUAAAAUAAGAGGUUUUAGAAUCGAAUUAGGUGAGAUUGAUACCCAUUUAUCACAACAUAAAUUAGUAAGAGAGAAUAUUACAUUAGUUAGAAGAGAUAAAAAUGAAGAACCAACAUUGAUAUCAUAUAUUGUUCCAAAAUCAGACUCCACAGAAUUGGCUAAUUUUAAAUCUGAAAUAAAUGAAGAAGAUAAUGAUCCAAUAGUCAAGGGAUUGGUGGUCUAUCGUGAAUUAAUUAAAGAUAUUAAAUCAUACCUUAAAAAGAAAUUAGCAUCAUAUGCUAUUCCAACUAUAAUUGUUCCAUUAGUUAAAUUACCACUAAAUCCAAAUGGGAAAAUCGAUAAACCAAAAUUACCGUUCCCAGAUACUGCUCAAUUAGCAGCUGUUGCUAAAUUAUCAAUCAAAGAAAGUGGAGAUAAAGAAGAAGAAGAUUUGACUAAAUUAGAAACUGACAUUAUAUCAUUAUGGAAUGAAAUUUUACCUAAUCAACCAGCAACAAUCUUAAAAUCAGAUUCAUUUUUCGAUUUAGGUGGUCAUUCAAUAUUAGGAACAAGAGUGAUUUUUGAAUUACGUAAAAAAUUAAAUGUUGAAAUUCCAUUAGGUGUAAUUUUUAAAAAUCCAACAGUUGAACAAUUUGCAAAAGAAGUUGAAAAUAUAAUUAAAAAUGGAGCUGAUUUUGAAUUAGCCGAUGGAUCAAAACAAGAAGAAGAGACAAAAGCAAAAGUUGUUGAUUAUGCAGAAGAUGCUAAGCAAUUAUCACAAACAGCAUUAUUAAAAUCGUAUACUUCAAAAACUGGAAUUGAUGAAUCAAAAUUAAUUAAUGUUUUCGUUACUGGUGUUACUGGAUUUUUAGGCUCUUUUAUAAUUAGAGAUUUAUUAACAUCACGUUCUUCAUUGAAUAUCAAAAUUUAUGCACAUGUAAGAGCUAAAACUAAAGAAGCAGGAUUAGAAAGAAUUAGACAAGCUGGUAUACUUUAUGGUAUUUGGAAUGAUGACUGGAAAUCCAAGAUUGAAAUUGUAUUAGGUGAUUUAUCGGAAGACAAAUUUGGAAAUGAAUCACAAUGGGAAUUUUUAACUAAUGAAAUUGAUGUUAUUAUUCAUAAUGGUGCUUUUGUUCAUUGGGUAUAUCCAUAUUCUCAAUUACGUGAUGCAAAUGUUAUAUCUACAAUUAAUGUAUUGAAUUUAUGUGGUGCUGGAAAACCUAAAUAUUUCACAUUUGUUUCGUCUACAUCAACUUUAGAUACAGAUUAUUAUAUAAAUUUAUCAGAUGAAAUUUUACAAAAAGGUGGAGAAGGUAUACUUGAAUCUGAUGAUUUAGCUGGCUCAAGUAGUGGAUUAGGUAACGGUUAUGGACAAUCUAAAUGGUCAGCUGAAUAUAUAAUAAGAAGAGCAGGGGAAAGAGGAUUAAGAGGAUGUAUAAUUAGACCAGGUUAUAUCACCGGUUUUACUGAAACUGGUGCUUCAAAUACUGAUGAUUUCUUAUUGAGAUUGUUGAAAGGAUGUGCUGAAUUAGGAUCAUAUCCAAAUAUUACAAAUAAUGUAAAUAUGGUUCCUGUUGAUCAUGUAGCUAGAGUAGUAACUUCAACUGCUUUAAAUCCACCACAAGAGGAAUUGGUAGUUGCUCACGUUACAGGUCAUCCAAGAAUACAAUUGAAUGAAUUUUUACAAGAUUUACAGAAAUUUGGAUUUGAUUUACAAGCCGUUGAUUAUCUUAUCUGGACUAAAAAUUUAGAAAAAUUUGUUAUUGAAGAUGCUAAAUCAAAUGCAUUGUUUCCUUUAUUACAUUUUGUAUUGGAUAAUUUACCACAGGAUACAAAAGCACCAGAAUUAGAUGAUUCAAAUUCAAGAAAAUCAUUAAAGAAAGAUGCAAAAUGGACUAAUGAAGAUGUAAGUGGUGGAAAAGGUGUUACUGAAGAUAUAAAUGACAUUUAUAUAAGUUAUUUAGUUAAAAUUGGAUUUUUACCAUACCCACAAAAUAAGGGUAAGAAAGAAUUGAUAAAUACUGAGAUAAGUGAUGAGACAUUGAGGUUAAUUGAACAAGGUGCUGGUGGUAGAGGUUCAGCUGCAAAAUAG